Molecule: messenger RNA, 2079 nt
Organism: Sphaeroforma arctica JP610
Lineage: Eukaryota; Ichthyosporea; Ichthyophonida
Exons: 5
Coding region: 63-1577 (504 amino acids)
Source: RefSeq, a predicted model, not a curated record
CCCACUAGUCAGCUCUUUUGUACCAUAACAACAGUUCGUUCGGCGGCAAUUUAAAUACAAAUAUGCCUCCUUCAUUAGAAAAAUACAGUAAUCCAAAUGACAAGCACGACUUGAAAAAAGAUAAGUCAAAAAGUACGACUCCGAAAAAACGCGUUCGUCGGUCAUACGAGCAACUUAAUCGAAAUGUGAAGUGCGAAUACUGCGACCGUUCAUACGCUUCCGAACACUCAAUGCAUCAGCACAUCCGUUUGAAACACAUUGCACCAUCUGUGGCUCUGCGACCCCUUGCGAACACAGUACUCUUGCCAAAAGUUGAUCAUGAAGAUGAUAUGGUGUUCAGAAAAGUAACACCUGCGGAUGUGUCACACCCGACUCCGAAUGACUCGCGCGGUGACCCCAUGGCCAGCUCUAAUUAUACUAUGAGACAUGGUUUUACGGACCCUGCCAGCUCGUAUUCAAUGUAUGACCGAUAUCAGGGUGGACAUCGAUACCCGGAAUAUUUGCAGGAUAUCGCAGUGCAUGCAUCACAAAAUAGGUCUCAUCCUUACAGCCCGCAUAUCUACUACAACAGAUCUCGACGAUUCCCACCCCGAGUUCAAAAUUCAGCUCACCCACCAAGAAACCAUAGCAAUGACGCCCUCCCAUGGCGCUCCAUCAACCAGAGCUUUAGAGAGAGGCGCGAGGAUGAUUUCAACACGACAAUGAACCAGAUACCGUUCUCACAGUCGCUCUCGGGUCAUCACAUCCGGCGAUCCUACGAUCAAGCCACUGAUCGGCAUGCGAUGGGCGAUGAUAGAUAUUUGGGCUACACCGCCAGCGACGGAACCUUCCCGCGAUGCAAUUCCGGUCCUUCUAUCUCGGCUCGGCAACAUUCACUGCGGUAUCAACAACGUCGACCGACAUCUAACGAUGAUUGGGCUGUUGAUACGAAUCCGAGAGUCUGGGAGGACCCCGAAUAUGUCGGAUUACGUAAAGUGCCAAACAUGCAUACCAGAACAGUUGUGCAGUCAGCUACUGGCGACGAUGUGGCAGAGCCAUCGAAGAUACCGCCAGGCCCCUCCGAUCAGAUACCGCCAGGCCCCUCCGAUCAGAUAAGUAAGGGGUGUAGCAACGCGGAAUCGGCGCUCUUGAAGCUCAAGAAUAUUCUCAAUGGUCUAUCUGGAGCCUCAGAUGCAUCAUAUGCACGAACGAACAGUAGCAAGUCAACAGCUCAGCGGCAGCAACAGCAGCAGCAAUUUCUUCAGCAGCAUCCGCGAUCGAAUCCAAAACGCGAGCGGAAAACCGUAGAAACACUGACAUCGUCUACACUCAACGCUCAGAUACAGAUUGGAGCUACCCCUACGAGCAACACUAACGCGGAUAUGCUAGCAAAUUUCCUGAAGGACAACGCGCUACUGUCACAAGAAAGCAGCGACUUCUCAAGUUUGGCUGAGACUAUGGCUAAAACUGAAAGUAGUGGUACUAGCACAUCAGAUAUAGGUACCGACGCUUUCGCGACGUACUUCAGCCAAGUACAAUACGAUACCGAAGCGUCAAAUCUAUGCGAUAUCACGAAGCCCUAUUUGAACUCUAGGUGAAAGUCACAUCAAUUAUUAUAGAUAAUGGUUAUAAAUAAGCGAUCCAGAUUGAAUUCGGCAUGUACUGCAAUGUUGAUGGUAUACUUUCACGGAUGUCAGGUUUGUGAGGCUGGGCCUGGUGCUAAUAUUGAUCGCGACCUGGCGGGGUUGUACGAUGACCAGUUGCAUAUUGAGGAGGAUUCAAUAAACAUUGAACUUGUGAUCUCGUGCACAGUAUGGGUGCUGACGUCAGCACAAGCACGAUACUUGAUCUCGGGGACCACUUGGACACAGCUGGUAGGCGCUGUGGGACUCGGGAUUUAUCUCAAUCGUAUCACAUUGUAUGUGUGGUUGAGAAGGAAUCAGGGCAUCAUGCUACAUAUAAUGUCUGGGUGAGAGGAAAUUAACAGAAACACCGAUAGGACAAGACACCGCUGUUCUGAAAGAGAUCCAUACUCUGGUCAGCUUCCCCAGUUUCCAUGCUAAAAUUGAUGUCCAUAGAAAUAAAUAAAACAGAAAUCCA